Molecule: messenger RNA, 10473 nt
Organism: Lineus longissimus
Lineage: Eukaryota; Metazoa; Nemertea; Pilidiophora; Heteronemertea; Lineidae
Product: E3 ubiquitin-protein ligase ubr3-like
Exons: 28
Coding region: 21-5546 (1841 amino acids)
Biological process (GO): ubiquitin-dependent protein catabolic process via the N-end rule pathway; protein ubiquitination
Cellular component (GO): cytoplasm; ubiquitin ligase complex
Molecular function (GO): ubiquitin protein ligase activity; zinc ion binding
Source: RefSeq, a predicted model, not a curated record
UAGAAGAAAAUAUCGAAAAAAUGGCAGCCCAAGCCCUGAUGAAAAGGGGUAAAAGGCCUUUAGCUAGCUAUUUAAAGGCGGAAUGUUGCCGUCCCAGUGGUGUUCAGCAGCUUCUGGAUCUUCUUGACUUUCUUCUCGACAAAAGUAAACCGAUCGACGACAUUGAACGCCUCGAUUGGCUGCGUGCGAUCAUUGCUGGUGGAGCAACUUUUGAUGAAUUUUCCAGAACAGUUCAUUCAUAUGAUAAUGCAACAACCUGUGGACUGGUAUGGACGGCCAAUUUUGUGGCUUAUCGAUGUCGUACCUGUGGUAUCUCACCAUGCAUGUCGCUAUGUUCCGACUGCUUCCAAGCCAGCGAUCACAGGGGGCAUGAUUAUAAUAUGUUCAGGAGCCAAGCAGGGGGCGCCUGUGAUUGUGGUGAUAUUAGUGUCAUGAACCCAGCUGGGUUCUGUUCAAGACACGGGCCCGACCGAGCACAGCAACGCGCCUCGACUCCUCCUGAUCUGCUCGUCGUAGCAGAGAUCAUGAUGCCUAAGCUCAUCUGGAGGUUUGUGCAAUACCUCAGGGACAACUCCAAACCAGAGGUGCUUGACGCGUACUUGAUAGCCAUCCAGGAUGCGGACCAGUUCCUGACGUUCCUCCACAGCAUGAGUGACAUGGGGGCUGCCAUGAGACAUGUGAUGACGAAGGUCAUGACCGAUCCUCACAUCUAUAAGAAUUACACCACAGUGCCACCAGUUCAGACUAGUCGGUUCAGUAGCAGUCACAGUAACACUGCCGAGGAGCUUUACGAGAGUCAGGAGAGUUACAAGGCCGCCCUCGAAACGUUAGAAUGCCCUCCAAUGCCAGAUGAUCUCCAAGGUCUCUGCCAGGACCAGACCAACCUCGUCCACACCACGUUCAUUGAGGAACUCAUGUUCUGGACGCUCAAGUUUGAGUUCCCGCAGAAAGUGGUGACGUUAUUGCUCAGCAUCUUACCCGAUGAUGAUUACAAGGAAGCGUUUACGAAGGCGUUUGUACAACACUACAGUCGAAUCUCCAUGGCACUAGUCAAGUCGAUAGCAAUCUCCAACCGCGUGGUCCAUAUCAGUGUACAGCUGUUCAGCAAUGAGAUGCUGGCAACUAAGAUGGUAGAGAAUAACCAGCUGAUGGGGAUCAUGAUAGCCAGUCUGGAUUACAUGAUGAAGGGGGUCCUUACGGAGAGCGUCAUGCAGGACCCGGAGCAAAACUACCACAAUGUUGUUGACUGUAGUCGUAACACAUUACGCGAGCACUGCUAUUGGCCGGUGGUGAGUGACCUCAUCAACGUCUUGUCGCACUCGUCAAUCGCGAUGCAGAUGUACAAGGAGCAGAAACACCUGCAGGUCUGGAUGGAGCUCAUCUCGUAUUUUCAGGGUAUGAACCUCAACCAGCGCGAACUCGUCCAACAUGUCGAAUUUGAACCAGAUACCUACUACGCUGCGUUCUCAGCCGAACUAGAGAUCUGUGCCUCGCCAAUGUGGUCGCUGCUGGUCCAUCUCAAGGAGAAGAGUCACAUCCAGUACUGUCUCUCAAUGCUCAAGACAAUCCUUGCUGUGUUACACGACUGGUUCGAGUCGAUCAGUGCCAGGCCGUCUAUGAUCCCCAACCCGCUACAAGUGUCAUUCCAUCUGCCCCUACAUCGGUACUUCUCCCUGUUCACUAGCCAGGCAAUGAGGGUGUUAGAGAUACCACUUGAUACCAUCCUACCCAACACGGACAUGCUCAAACUACUCAUGACCCAUCCACUGCAGAUACAGGUGUCGUUCUUCGAGAUCUUCUGCGGCAUGUGGGUGAGGAACGGCCUGCAGAUCAAGGGUCAAGCGAUGACCUACAUCCAGUGCCACUUCUGUAACUCGAUGGUCGAUGCCGACCUAUUCCUCCUACAGAUAUGCGCAUCUCGCUUGGAUCCCGAAUACUACCUCAGAACUCUCCUCGAAAGAUUUCACGUGAUGGAGUGGCUAUCGAUGAACAAGAAGAGCCGUCUAUCGAUCGAUCAUGAGUAUGAACUACCGAUGUUAGAGGGCGCCCUAACGUUCCUCACCACGUUGCUCAGCUUUAGAUCACAUAUGGGAGCUGAAGAGAAAGAGUUAACGUUGCUCGAGAUGGUUAGCCUACUCUGCGUGAACGACCGCACCCACAGUCAGCUCAUGGACUUGAUGCCAGAAAAAUGUGGAUUAGCCGGACAAACCAAAGACUUUGAACCGAUCUUGAAAGAGAUCGCUGAUUAUAAGGCGCCGAAUUUCGAGGCGGGUGGUGGUAUGCAGCAGGGAAUGUAUGUGCCCAAGGGCCACGUGUGGGAGAAUGAUUUCAACCCUAUCUAUACCCUCCUGAGAGCGGUGCAUCGACGUGACUUUCAGUCAGCGAUGGACCGCUAUACGACAUAUGUUCGACAAUGUGGGAAGUACGAUGGUAAGACUGAUCCAUGGCCGCCGUUCAGGAUCCCAGCCAAGCCACACCCAGAGUUAGCGAGUAUGAAUCGUCUCCUCCACAGUAAGACGUUACAUGGUGUCAUAUUCACCAUUCUAUAUAAGGCUGUGAAUGGCAGUGUUGUCCCAGAGAGUGUUCUCUAUUUUCUGGUGUUCCUGUUAGAGAUGGCCGUCUCAACGCCUCCAGUACAUGUUUCUGGAAAGGAUUCGCUUGUUCCAAGCCAGGUUCGUGACCGCCAUUACGCCGAAUGGUUCCCAAAUGAUAACAUCUUCACCAACCUCCGCCACACCAUCAAGAAUAUCGUCAUCAAGGAAAUGACGUUUGCUCCAACAGAUAGCUCCACAUCAACAAGUGACGUGGCUGGUGGUUUUCAACCAGGGUCGUCCACGGUUGCAUUUCUUAGUCCUGGCCCGAGUCAUGCCGGUGGGUUUAUGCCGUCAGUAGGGCAGGCCACUGGUGGCGCCACCCAAGCCCAGACCAUGGCCAUGACGCAGGCCAUCCAAGGUAACCUGAGCCCCCAGGCUCAGCAGCUCCUUCAGGCACUAGCUAACUACCAAACACCCGGAGAGCACUCUGAACAACAAGUCUUCACAGGGCUUGUACCCAAGGAGUUGCCACGCUAUGAAAGUCGGGGCGUCUCAACCGACCAGGAUAGAAUAUUCCGGACAGAAGUCUUAUCGAUAAACGAGAGCAUUCUGUCCUUGUUGAUGAAACUGCAUUCGAAAUUGUCUGAAAAACCAAAUUCAUAUGUGCCAGAAUCAUGCCGGGCUGGCACGUCGCGGCAGGUGGACUCAACACCGAGGAUCGGGAAUGGGGUCUUUUAUAUCGAGCAGCUGUUGGAUCAGAUUGGUGGCACCAGCUCGGAAUGCGGCAAACAGAUCUUGGAGCUGCAUCACCACAUGUUACCAAAGGAGGAGAAGGCAGAGGCCUCGCCGUCAAAAGGAAGUUCUGUCGAUAAGGAAGAAAGGAGACGGCGCGCCAGGGAACGACAACAGAAGCUGAUGGCAGAGUUUGCGUCGAGGCAGAAGGCGUUCAUGGAACAGGCAAUGGACACAGAGGAUGGAGGGAGAGAGGCUGAACACUCGAGCCAGGCGGAGCAGGAAGGCAUGGCCGCCAUGGAGAGAAGCUAUGACUGUGUUAUAUGUGGCCAGGCCAGUCCCUCAACAGAAGAGCGCCCUAUUGGCCUGGUGGCUCUUGCCCAGUCCACCAGUGUGCUUGGCCAUCGGCGUCAGGUCGCGGAGGCCCAGGUCGUACCAGUAACACCUAAAGUGCCAAGCUACCACGGUGCCACCUGUCGUGGUGUCGCAGACAACAGGUUCAAGACUCUCAAGAUGUACUUUGACGAGACCUCCUGUCUCUCCUCGAUGAACAUGGGCUGGGAGGGUGGUGUAUGCGUCCAGACUUGUGGCCACCAUCUUCAUCUCGACUGCCACAAGUCCUACAUGCAGUCGCUUGCAUCGGACGAACACCUCCUCCAGAUGAAUCAGACGCUUGCAGUCAACAAGGGUGAAUACCUGUGCCCGUUCUGCCGUCAACUCGCCAAUACGCUCCUGCCCAUCGUGCCCGAUAAGGUGGGCAGUUUAUCACGGUUGACGCCGCGGGAUCCGUGUGGGUUGGCCCUGGAGAUUGGCCGGUUGAUUGAGAAACGGCCUGGAGCUCCGGGGACAACCAACCUGACAACAGCUAUGGGCAAGGCGAUGGAAGAUCUGACCAACACAGCUUACCCACGAUUCAGCUCCUAUUCUAAACACCCUUGCCCGGAGAGUAUGGAGCUCUUCUACUGCUCUGUGGCAAGGACAAACCUCGAGCUGAACCUGCUGCAGCGCAGUGGACAUCUUUGUAGUCCUCGGCCUCAGAGCACCAAGAAGAGAUCAUCACUGGUGCCCUUGCUCAAUGUGCUCGGCCUGCACAGUAAGAUCCUCAACCCGAAGAUCAACACAGACAUCUGGAGCCGCAUCACAGGGGUGACCAUGAGUGAGGAGGAAUCAUCAUGCCUGCAGCCGUACCUGAGAGAGGUGCCAGUGUUCCUGAAGGACCCUGCCGCGUUACUGCUACAGAUAUUACUCAAUCUGCCAAGUGUGAUAGACAGGGUGUACUUCCAGUGCCUGGUGCGUGUCCUGUACAACCUCCAGUACAUUCAAGCCUUAGCUGUGAUGAGUUCAAAGUUCACGGAAGAGGAGCGUGACGCGUGGCGCAGGAAGCAGAAGCAGGUCACGCCGAAGUCUCUCGAAGGUCUCCUCAGCGUCGUGAUUGAGCAUUUUGUGCAGAGUCGCCUCUAUGAGGACGUAGAGUUAGAACACAACACACCUGCGAUCUGUCAAAGUGUGUGGUCACCACAGAGUGUGGAGUCAUCAGUCCAGGAAUAUUGCCUGCCUUUCCUCAGGAUCUCUGGUGUCCUCCAGGAACACCUGUAUGGGGAGGAGAUACCACAAGAUGAGAAUGCGCAGAAAGAGUACCAGCUCCUUUGUCGCUUUCUGCACCUGUGUCACUUGACAGAGACAGAGGUGGACCCGAUGCAGUUCCAGAGUGCCUUGGCGGUCAACUGGCAUUGCGAGGACCCGUGGGCACUCAUCAGGACCUGGGGUCAAGACUUUGUCAGCUUCGUCAACCAGCAGUCGUUGGUUGCUAAGAAUCUCCUGCUGGUGAACCCCACCUGGCACACACCGCACCUCUUCAAGCUCCCCAAGGAGUAUGACAUCAUCUUCCAGCACUAUCGCAAGAAACAGUGCAGUACAUGUAUGUCUGUGCCAAAAGACCCAGCCAUCUGCCUCGUGUGUAGUCAGUUUGUCUGCUUCAAGGAGUCGUGCUGCAGACAGCGGGAGGUCUACGAGUGUGUACAGCAUUCGAUCUGCUGUGGUGCGGGGACGGGUCUGUUCCUGAUUGUCAACUCAUCUGUGAUUGUGGUGGUACGUGGUGCGCGGGCCACCCUGUGGGGCUCCGUCUAUCUUGAUGAAUAUGGAGAGGAAGACAGAGAUCUAAAGCGCGGUAAGCCGCUCUACCUGAGUGAGGAUAGGUAUCGUCUGCUGGAGCAACAAUGGAUCAAUCACACCUUCGAUCACGUCUGCAAGAAAUGGAUCUGGCAUCAUGAUAGGCUGUAGAUGUUCACAUGACCAUAGCUGGCUCUGUGAUUGGCUGUAGAGGAUCAUAUGAUAGUACCUGGCUUUGUGGUUGGCUGUAGAUGAUCACAUGAUCACACCAGGCAUCAUAAUUGGCUGUAGAUAAUCACAUGAUCACACCAGGGAUCGCGAUAAGCUGAGGAUGAUCAUGUGGUCACACCAGGCAUGGUGAUUGGCUGUAGAUGAUCAUGUGGUCAUACCUUGCUUUGUGAUUGGUUGUAGAUGAUCACACCAGGGAUUGUGAUUGGUUGUAGAUGAUCACAUGAUCACGCCAGGGAUUGUGAUUGGGUGUAGAUGAUCAUGUGGUCACACCAGGCUUUGUGAUUGGCUGUAGAUGAUAAGUUGUAAGAUAUAUAAUGAUCACAUGGUCGUGCCUAGCAUCGUAAGUAGCUGUGAAUAUCUCAGGUGGGGAGAGGUGGGUGACAUGAAAUGGAUGAGUUUGCAAACCCUCAUGAUGGGCUGCUGAUCAACAGACUGAAAUCCUUUAUAUUUUGGGGGCCUAGUAUUUUAUCACGUUUCACAUAAGGGGUCAAAAUGUAAACAUCAAUGGUACAAAAAUUACCAAUAAAACAGAAGAGAGAUAAAAAUUGAAAAACCAUCCAUUUGUGGAAUUUAUGGGUAUUGAAUUUUGUAAGGGAUGUUUUCGCUGAAAUUAAGGGCGGCGGAAAAAUAAAGUUGUUUACGAUAACUACCCCGUGACUGUCGAAUGCUGAUAUUUGAAUCUUUUAUAUGGUGCUCUGUUGGUGAUGAUAUUUGUUUUAUAUUGGCACUGAGGUGACGAUACAAUGUAAAGACACGUGGGCAUGGGAUUUAUCAGAGAUCAUUGUCUCGCUAUUUUACAGCAAUUAUACAUGGCAUUGUAUGGGUAUCCCAGGAUUUCAGAAAUAAAAGGGCCUAGUUCUGAAGAACUAUUGUAUUAUAAUUUACCGGUACUUUAAAACGUGAAUCUGUAUAUAAUUUAAUGUGUACAUUUUGUAUAUACAGCAUAGUGUGUACAUACAUUUAACUAUCAACUUUUAAUGUGUACUGUAUAGGUGUAAAAAUUCAUCAAAGUUUUGGUCUGGACUCUGGGGAAAGGUGGUUCUUGUUGUAAUAGCAUAAUGUGAUUUCUGUUUUUCUGCCCAGAUUAUAGGAAUCCUGAACUAUGUGCAUUUAGAGACAGGUCGGGGUUCUGGUCGGCUUAUUGCCUGUAUUGAGAGGUACAGGAGGGGUGGUUAAUAGUGAUUAUUGGCAUUGUGAGACCCAGAUCAGGCAUUGUGAGACCCAGAUCAUGGUGUUAUUGAUCUCAUCCUGUGGUUCUGGCCAGCUUAUUGCCUGUAUUGAGAGGUACAGGAGGGGGAGGUUAAUAGUGAUUAUUGGCAUUGUGAGACCCAGAUCAUGGUGUUAUUGAUCUCAUCCUGUCUGGUAUUAUUCCACUCUAUGAUCGUCCUUGGGAAGAAGGAGUUUUCGAAUUCCUGCGUGUUGCGCGGUAGACUUGAAGCUUGUUGUUGUUUUUGCUUCUGGUUGUCGAGGUCCUUUGUGUUAGAUGGUCCUCUUUCGUCAUGCCAACAGUGUUGUGGAUGAUACGGUUAAGUGUCUGUAAAAAACUGUUCUCUUUCUUGUAGGGUUUGCCAGCCUAGUGUUUUAUCAUCUCUGUUACAUAAUCUCCUGUUAAGGAUCUGGCCUCGCGUCUUUUUACAGCCUCGAGGUUCUGGAUGUCUUUGUGACGUAAGGGUCACAUACAUCAUCCUUAUUCUAGUUAGGAAUGUACGACAGAGAAACAGGCAGUUUCCUUGAGUUGUCUUCAGGCGUAUUUCAGAUUUCGUUUGAUGAAGCCUAAUGUGCUGUUGGAUUCAGUGAUCACUCAGUUGAUGUGUGUCUCCAAGCUCAGAGUCUUGUUGUAGGUCUGGCCAAGGUAGACUUCACUUCCUGAAGGGCUGUCCUUAAUAGAGAGGUGUCCGCUAAGGGAGGUUCCAUGUAGUUGUAUUUGGCUGAGGCGUGCAUUGGACCUAGAGCCCUGGGCAAGAGAGUGAAUCUUGGCCGACUGUGAUGCCCAGGUCCCCAACGUCCAAAAUAAACACAUUAAAUGAGAACUUAAUUUUUCAAACAAGGGAGUACGUUUUCCCCGACAUGUGUCUGACGGAGUCAGAACUCAGGAACUCGUGGUGGCUGUGAACCUCGACCUAAUGCGAGUAGGUUGCGAUUUCUCUAUUCUUGGGCUGGUUUUAUUUGAAGGAGUGUCGCAUAAUAUUGGUCAGAAAUUGGUGAUGACCGAGGAGUCAGGAUGUUGCCUGUGCAAGAAAGGUUUGAAAAAUUGCCUGUUGGUGUAAACUUGCUGGAAUAAUUUGAUUAAAAUAAGAGGAUUUACAUGCAGAGAUUGAUGUCAGGAGCAAGUUUCGUAAGGAAGACAGAAGCAUGAUUAAGGGCUUUCAAAAUGGUGAUAUUGUCCUAAGUAAUAACAAUAUAUUGCUAUAUCAGUUGGUCAUCUAAAGGCAUGAAUUACACCAGUUUGCACCUUAAAGGAUGAUGUGUAUGAAUGAAUGGCCCACCUUGUACAAGGGGCGCCACCCACUGACCACAAAAGUAACUGUUCAUAGAUGACCUGUGUUGGACACCUGUACAUGCCCGCAACUACAUCAUUCCAGAAGUAUUUGUGUUCCUCUUUUGGCUGCCAGGUGGCUCCACUGUCAAAUUGUGUUCCUCUUGGCUGCCAGGUGGCUCCACUGUCAAAUUCUGUUCCUCUUUUGGCUGCCAGGUGGCUCCACUGUCAAAUUCUGUUCCUCUUUUGGCUGCCAGGUGGCUCCACUGUCAAAUUGUGUUCCUCUUUUGCCUGCCAGGUGGCUCCACUGUCAAAUUCUGUUCCUCUUUUGGCUGCCAGGUGGCUCCACUGUCAAAUUCUGUUCCUCUUUUUGCUGCCAGGUGGCUCCACUGUCAAAUUGUGUUCCUCUUUUGGCUGCCAGGUGGCUCCAAUGUCAAAUUGUGUUCCUCUUUUGGCUGCCAGGUGGCUCCACGGUCAAAUUGUGUUCCUCUUUUGCCUGCCAGGUGGCUCCACUGUCAAAUUGUGUUCCUCUUUUGGCUACCAGGUGGCUCCACGGUCAAAUUGUGUUCCUCUUUUGGCUGCCAGGUGGCUCCACUGUCAAAUUGUGUUCCUCUUUUGGCUGCCAGGUGGCUCCACGGUCAAAUUCUGUUCCUCGUUUGGCUGCCAGGUGGCUCCACUGUCAAAUUGUGUUCCUCUUUUGGCUGCCAGGUGGCUCCACUGUCAAAUUGUGUUCCUCUUUUGGCUGCCAGGUGGCUCCACUGUCAAAUUAUUCGGUAAGAUGUCCACAAGGUUAGGUAUUUAUGAACGCAUUGUACCUUAUAUUUUGUUUUUAUCUUACUUAAUAUGCCGAAAAAGGGUGAGAUUAUGUGAGCACUUCAGGAGAAUAUUGACUAGAAUUUUUAUUUACUACUCUUCUAAUGACUCUGUGACCGGAUUGGUAGGUAGAUGUCCAUUUCUGAUUGGCCAGUAUUUGGAAUUUAAUGCGUGAGUUGAAAGAAUUCCAAGAACAUUUUUACUUGAUUGAAUCAAAGCGUCAACUGGUCAGUUUAAUGAAAUACAAUGUACAUGUACCUCAUGUUUAGUUUUGAAAUAUUUUCAAAGCUUGUGCAUUUCUUUAGGUUUGCUCAGACUAAUUCAGUUAACAAUAUCAAUUUGGAUGACCACAAUUAGGUAUUAAGAGGCCGGGUCGCGUAUUGAACUACUGGUACUUACCAAUUUGAUCUCCUUUCAGAUAAAGACAUGAUCAGCUUCAUAAACACCAUAUCUAGGUACAGUGGGACCUCCCUUAGCGGACACCUCUCUAUUAAGGACACUAGCACGGUUCCAGAUUGGUACCUUCCAUUCAAUUUGACCUCUCUAAUCAGGACACCUCUCUGUUAAGGAAAGCAUUGGUCAGUCGCGAGGGUGCCCUUUAAGAAGAGGUUCUGCUGGAUUCUGCAAGGGAAUUUUGCUUUAAACAUCCUGGUAGAACUAGUACGGCCUUGGGCGAUCAUACAAAGUGGGAUUACUCCCCUGUGAUGUAAACAUCCUGGUAGAACUAGUACGGCCUUGGGCGAUCAUACAAAGUGGGAUUACUCCCCUGUGAUGUAAACAUCCUGGUAGAACUAGUACGGCCUUGGGCGAUCAUACAAAGUGGGAUUACUCCCCUAUGAUGUAAACAUUCUGGUAGAACUAGUACGGCCUUGGGCGAUCAUACAAAGUGGGAUUACUCCCCUAUGAUGUAAACAUUCUGGUAGAACUAGUACGGCCUUGGGCGAUCAUACAAAGUGGGAUUACUCCCCUGUGAUGUAAACAUCCUGGUAGAACUAGUACGGCCUUGGGCGAUCAUACAAAGUGGGAUUACUCCCCUGUGAUGUAAACAUCCUGGUAGAACUAGUACGGCCUUGGGCGAUCAUACAAAGUGGGAUUACUCCCCUGUGAUGUAAACAUCCUGGUAGAACUAGUACGGCCUUGGGCGAUCAUACAAAGUGGGAUUCCUCCCCUGUGAUGUAAACAUCCUGGUAGAACUAGUACGGCCUUGGGCGAUCAUACAAAGUGGGAUUACUCCCCUGUGAUGUAAAAGAAUGUUUAAAGAAAUGCAUCUUGAGUGGUAUUUUAGUGAGACUGGCUUGUUGAAUACAUAGAUAUGGUGUUAUGAAAUCAUCAUCGGAAAGUGCAUCAACAUGGACACAAGUUCAUGUUGUGAGUGAUUGGUCAAUGACCAGACGUGGAGACGUCCUCCCUGAUUGGGUCGAAUGGGUCACACAGGAGAUGGUGAAGGGGUAAUGAUUUAGGGUCUUGAGCUUUCAAGUGCCAAAGUAAUUCUUUUUACAUGAUAUAUUGUGAGUUUGUAAGCUGCAUAUAAAGUGAUUUGUUGUGUGUAAAUAUAAUAAAUAUAUAAGUAAACGAUAA